AUGUUCGGGUGGUUGACUCGAUGCCUGCCAGGGUUUAGUAUUCUAGCCUUGAUAUUUCUGCUGAUAUGCGCCUUCUCCAAUCUCAUGUCCUCUCGAGCCUGGAGGGACAUCUUUCCACCAUGGGUUAGCCAACCUCUCCAUGAAGGUUGGUGGAUUGGACUGAACAUGGCACAAAUUAUCUUUGUCAUCUAUGCCAUGCUCAUCCAUUUCCAGAUGUUUGCCUUCACUCUUCGUCUGGGAUGGUCAAUGUUGCGGGUGACAGCCAAGACAAGAGAAGCUCUAGGAAGGCGUCCUACGCCAAAACGGGCUGUCUCCGUAUCUUCUGCUUCCUCUUCCUCCUCUUCCCCUUGCCCCACCUUGGAUGAAGGAUACGAAAGUCAGUCCCUCUCGCCAGUAUCCCUCCCAUCCCCAAACCCGUUUAGCGAGAAGCUAUACUCCAUCACCGGAUCCAAAGUUGAGGAGGAUGAGUUGAUCCAUGCCAUCAUUUUACCAAAUUAUUCUGAGGAUCUCCAUACGCUGGAAACAACUUUAAAUGUGCUGGCCAGUCAUCCACGAGCCAGAUCACAGUAUGAGGUGAGUGCUUAA
Molecule: messenger RNA, 585 nt
Organism: Penicillium malachiteum
Lineage: Eukaryota; Fungi; Ascomycota; Eurotiomycetes; Eurotiales; Aspergillaceae
Exons: 1
Coding region: 1-585 (194 amino acids)
Source: RefSeq, a predicted model, not a curated record